Messenger RNA from Dinoponera quadriceps, 2556 nucleotides. RefSeq names its product carboxypeptidase M. NCBI's taxonomy places the organism in Eukaryota, Metazoa, Arthropoda, Insecta, Hymenoptera, Formicidae. The transcript is spliced from 9 exons. Gene Ontology annotation, biological process: proteolysis. The record is from RefSeq and is a predicted model, not a curated record. Gene Ontology annotation, molecular function: metallocarboxypeptidase activity; zinc ion binding. Bases 671 to 2131 code for a protein of 486 amino acids. Gene Ontology annotation, cellular component: cell surface.
GCCGCUGGCUGCUGCUGCUGAUGGUGGUGGUGGUAGUGAGUGCACGGCAUAUUUCGCUUCUCUUUGUAAGUUCACAGUAUCACAUAUCUCGCCGCUACUCUCACGGGUGAACUGCACCUUCGUUCGGUAUCCGAGCGCGCGAAUCUCCUCACUGUCGCUCGCGUGGUCCGCUUCUUCUCUCCUUCUCUUUCCGUUAUUCAGCUUCUUCUUCGUCUUCUUCCUCUCAUCUUCUUCUUCUUCUUCUCCUCCUCCUCCCCCUCUUUCUCCUCUCACUUCUCCUUUCUUCUUCUUCUUCGUAUCUUCUUGUUAUCCUCCUCGAUUUCCGCAAAUGCCGUCCUUCCACUUGUUCGCGCGCGCGCUUACGUGAUCGCGUACGUAAAGUGCGUGACCUCGCCGGCGCCGGCCGCGUAAGAGCACGAUUUAAUUCGGCGAGAGCGGAGGAAGGAAAAGAAACCGGUAUACCGGGAGGAGAGGAGAGAGAGAGUCCCGGAGAAUUCUCUUGGCUGCACAUACCACUGCCCUAGUGUUGUUUUCACGGACGCGCGCCUCGUACGCACGAACACGGAAGAGCACGCGAGCACGCACGCACGCACCGACGGCAGGCACGGCGGUUGGAGCGAUUCCGUUCGGCGAUUCUUUUCAAACCCAUCUAUCGGCUGACACGAGCAGAAUGUAUCGCGUGCUACUUUUUCUCAUCUCCAUUUACGGGAGCAUUCAUGGAAAUGCCGUCUCGCACUUGCCGAACAAGGGAGACGUCCCCCGCCAGUAUCACCCACGUUUCCUGAUGUACGACGAGCCGCACAACAUCGAGUUCAAGUAUCACAAUUACGAGCAGAUGAGCCGCUUUCUUCGCGCGACGUCCCUUCGAUUUCAAAAUCUCACCGCGCUCUAUUCGAUAGGAAAGUCGGUGAAAGGUCGUGACUUGUGGGUGAUGGUCGUGUCGUCGUCGCCGUACGAGCACAUGAUCGGGAAACCCGAUGUGAAGUAUAUCGCCAACAUACACGGAAACGAAGCGGUGGGACGCGAGCUGAUGCUGCAUCUCAUUCACUUCCUCGUGACAUCGUACGGAUCAGACGCGUACAUCACAUGGCUGCUGGACAAUACGAGGAUUCACAUACUGCCGUCGAUGAAUCCCGACGGCUUCGAGGUUUCCAAGGAGGGCAGCUGCGACGGUGGUCAAGGCAGGUACAACGCGCGCGGCUUCGACUUGAAUCGCAACUUUCCGGACUACUUUAAGCAGAACAACAAGAAGAGCCAGCCGGAGACCGAGGCCGUGAAGGAGUGGGUAUCAAAGAUCCAAUUUGUGCUCUCGGGCAGUCUGCACGGCGGUGCGCUCGUAGCGAGCUACCCCUUCGAUAAUACCCCGAAUUCGCUGUUUCAGAGUUUUACAUCGACGCCGAGUGUCUCGCCGGAUGACGACGUCUUUCAGCACUUGUCGCUCACGUAUUCGCGCAAUCACGGCUCCAUGUACCGUGGACUAGCGUGCUCGCCCUCCCAGCCCGCGUUUAAGCGCGGCAUCACCAACGGCGCCGAAUGGUACCCGCUCACCGGCGGUAUGCAGGACUUCAACUACGUGUGGAACGGUUGCAUGGAGAUCACCUUAGAACUGUCUUGCUGCAAGUAUCCGCCGGCAUCAGAUCUGCGGCAUUACUGGGAGGAGAAUCGAGCGUCGCUGAUCAAGUUUCUGGCGGAGGCUCACCGAGGUGUUCACGGCUUCGUCGUCGACGAGAACGGCAACCCCAUCGAGAGAGCGUCUGUCAAAGUGAAGUCGCGAGACGUCAGUUUCUCAACGACCAAAUACGGUGAAUUCUGGCGGAUCCUGCUGCCGGGCGUUUAUAAAUUAGAGGUAUUCUCGAACGGGUACGUGCCUCGGGAAGUGGAAUUUAUGGUGAUUGAACAACACCCGACGCUCCUCAACGUUACGCUUUACUCGACGAAAAGGCAGUACGACGACGAGAGUGGAUCCGUUUUGUACAACGGGAACACCGGUGGCAGACCUUACCCGCACCGAGAGCACACAUUACAUUACCGACCGCAAUCGGGCAUUAAUACCGCGGCCGACGCCAACAGCGGCAUUUUCUCGUCACUCAGUAACGGAUUCAACAGCUUCGUCACCAAUCUCUUCGGAUAGUCCGGUCUCGUAAAUUAUACCUCAACAUAUCCAAUUAUUUAUUUCAGCUAUAUUAUCGUUGCGAGGACAAAUAUAAACUGCGACUCGGCUCGGUCUCGUGACGCUCUUAGCGUCUGUAAUCGCAAGAAAGUUGAGCGAACACAAACGAACGAAUGAUCGUGAUCCGAUUAAUCGGCAAAAUACUGCCAAAAACGAUGUCGCUAAUAGUUUAAACUGUUGCACGCGUUGUGUUUGAUAUAUAAUCUCUAAAAGUGAAGUAUUUAUAUGCAUGCAUAUUCGAAAAUGUACAUGAAAGUGUGUUUUAUGUUGUAUUGUGUAUGAUAUCACCGCGCGUGUCGUAGAUGCUCGCGGAAUGCGAACUAUUUGCGAAAUAAUCGGUGAUAAUAAUAGAUUAUGAAAUACCACAGAUUAUAGAUUAUAGACUA